Sinocyclocheilus rhinocerous is the source of this 5363-nucleotide messenger RNA. Its product is annotated as unconventional myosin-VI. Gene Ontology annotation, molecular function: actin filament binding; microfilament motor activity; ATP binding. The record is from RefSeq and is a predicted model, not a curated record. Gene Ontology annotation, biological process: actin filament organization; inner ear morphogenesis; actin filament-based movement. The transcript has 33 exons. The coding region runs from base 8 to 3811 and encodes 1267 amino acids. Lineage: Eukaryota; Metazoa; Chordata; Actinopteri; Cypriniformes; Cyprinidae. Gene Ontology annotation, cellular component: endocytic vesicle; actin cytoskeleton; myosin complex.
GGGUGCAAUGGAGGAUGGGAAGCCUGUGUGGGCGCCCCACCCAACCGACGGGUUCCAGCUGGGCAUGAUAGUGGAUAUCGGUGCGGAUGCCCUCACCAUAGAACCUCUCAAUCAGAGAGGAAAGACGUUCCUGGCCCCCAUCAAUCAAGUCUUUCCUGCUGAGGACGAUGUGAACAAACAUGUUGAAGACAACUGUUCUCUUAUGUAUUUAAAUGAGGCCACUCUUCUAAACAACAUCUGUGUCCGUUACAGCAAAGACUUGAUCUAUACGUCUGUGGCUAACAUCCUGAUUGCUGUGAACCCGUAUUUCGACAUCCCUAAACUCUACUCCCCAGAGACCAUUAAGAGCUAUCAGGGACGCUCUUUGGGGACACUUCCCCCUCAUGUCUAUGCUAUUGCGGAUAAAGCCUACAGAGACAUGAGGGUUCUGAAGAUGAGUCAGUCCAUCAUUGUGUCCGGUGAAUCAGGUGCUGGAAAAACAGAAAACACAAAGUUUGUUCUCAGGUAUUUAACCACAUCUUAUGGAACAUGUCAAGAUAUAGAUGAAAGGAUUGUUGAGGCCAACCCCUUGCUUGAAGCUUUUGGAAAUGCAAAGACUGUCAGGAACAACAACAGCAGCCGGUUUGGAAAGUUUGUGGAAAUUCACUUUAAUGAGAAGAAUGCAGUUGUGGGCGGAUUUGUCUCGCACUAUCUGCUGGAGAAGUCUCGGAUUUGCAUGCAGAGUGCAGAAGAGCGAAACUAUCAUAUAUUUUACAGACUUUGCGCAGGGGCAUCCGAGGACAUCAGGAACAUGCUUCAUCUCAACUCUCCGGAUAACUUCCGGUAUUUGAAUCGUGGCUGCACCCGAUACUUUGCAAACAAGGAUUCAGAUAAACAGAUCAUGCAAAACAGGAAAAGUCCUGAGGAUCAUAAGCACGGGAAGGUGGGUGCCCUGAAGGACCCUCUGCUGGAUGACCUGGGAGACUUCAACAGGAUGGUGGUGGCCAUGAAGAAAAUCGGCCUGGAUGACACAGAGAAGCUCAAUCUCUUCAGAGUGGUGUCUGGUGUCCUUCAUCUCGGCAAUAUCGACUUUGAGGAGACAGGAAGCACCUCUGGUGGCUGCAUUUUGAAGAACCAGACCAGUCAGACUCUUGAAUACUGUGCCGAACUCCUGGGCCUGGACCAGGACGACCUGAGAGUCAGCCUCACCACCAGGGUCAUGCUCACCACUGCAGGGGGCGCCAAAGGCACAGUCAUCAAGGUGCCUCUGAAGGUGGAACAGGCCAACAAUGCCCGCGAUGCCCUCGCCAAAGCCAUUUACAGCCGGCUCUUUGAUCAUGUGGUCAAACGGGUCAACCAGUGCUUCCCCUUUGAUACGUCCUCCAACUUCAUCGGCGUGCUGGACAUCGCCGGCUUUGAGUAUUUUGAGCACAACAGCUUCGAGCAGUUCUGCAUCAACUAUUGUAACGAAAAGCUGCAGCAGUUUUUUAAUGAACGCAUACUGAAAGAGGAGCAAGAGCUGUAUCAGAAAGAAGGCCUGGGAGUGAAUGAAGUUCAUUAUGUUGAUAAUCAGGACUGCAUAGAUCUGGUUGAGGCAAAGCUGGUGGGUAUCUUGGAUAUUCUGGAUGAGGAGAACCGUCUUCCCCAGCCCAGUGAUCAGCACUUUGCAGAGACGGUUCACAGCAAGCACAAAGAUCACUUCCGUCUCACUGUGCCCAGGAAGUCAAAGCUUACAAUCCACCGGAAUUUGAGAGAUGAUGAAGGCUUCAUCAUAAGACAUUUUGCUGGCGCCGUGUGCUAUGAGACUACCCAGUUUGUAGAGAAGAAUAAUGACGCCCUCCACAUGUCUUUGGAGAGCCUGGUGUGCGAGUCGAAGGACAAGUUUGUCCGGGAUCUCUUUGAGAACAACUCCAAUUCCAAGGACUCAAAGCAGAAGGCUGGCAAACUCAGCUUUAUCAGUGUGGGAAACAAAUUCAAGACCCAACUGAACCUUCUACUGGAAAAGCUACGCAGUACAGGCUCUAGUUUUAUCCGUUGUGUCAAGCCUAAUCUGAAGAUGGUGAGCCACCAGUUUGAAGGAGCUCAGAUUCUUUCUCAGCUUCAGUGCUCGGGCAUGGUAUCAGUGCUGGACCUGAUGCAGGGUGGCUUCCCCUCCCGAGCUCCGUUUCACGAGCUUUACAACAUGUACAAGCAGUACAUGCCCAACAAGCUCACAAGGCUUGAUCCUCGACUCUUUUGCAAAGCUCUGUUUAAAGCACUUGGCCUCAACGAGAACGAUUACAAGUUUGGCUUGACCAGGGUUUUCUUUCGCCCCGGGAAGUUUGCAGAGUUUGACCAGAUCAUGAAGUCCGAUCCGGAGCACCUGGCCGAGCUUGUAAAACAGGUCAAUAAGUGGCUGGUGUGCAGCCGCUGGAAAAAGGUCCAGUGGUGCACACUGUCAGUUAUUAAAUUGAGGAACAAAAUGAGCUUCAGGGCCAGUGCCUGCAUCAAGAUUCAGAAGACUGUUCGCAUGUGGCUAUGCAAAAGAAGACACAAGCCUCGCAUUGAUGGCAUGGUGAAGGUGAAAAAUUUGAGGAAGAGGAUGGAGAAAUUCAAUGAAGCUGUGAUUGGACUCAAAGAGGGAAAACAAGAAGUGAGCAAACAGGUUGAGGAACUGGCCGCCUCCACCGACGCCCUCAUGACCAAAAUCAAGUCUACGGUGAUGAGCCGCAAGGAGAUCGAGCUGGAGUAUGAGGGCCUGGUGAAACGCUCGGAGCAGCUCCUCUCCUCAAUGCAGAAGAAGAAGCAAGAGCAGGAGGAGACGGAGCGACUCAAGCGCAUCCAGGAGGAGAUGGAGAGAGAGCGGAAGAGGAGCGAAGAAGAGGAGCAGUUGCGCAAACAGGAGGAAGACGACCGCCGCAUGAAAGCCGAGAUGGAGCAGAAGAGGAAACAGGAGGAAGAGGAGAGGAAGAAAAGAGAAGAGGAAGAGCGUGUCAUGCAGGCUGAACUUGAGAUGCAGCUGGCAUUGGAGCGAGAGGAAGAGACUCAGAGACAGACCAUGUUUGAGCAGGAGAGGAGGGACAGAGAGUUGGCCAUGAGGAUCGCUCAGAGCGAGGCAGAACUCAUCCAGGAUGAAGCUCAAAUGGACCCCAGCUUGCGCAGUGAUGGUUGCACAGGUGUUUGGUUCUUCACAGAGAUGGGUGCGCAGGUGCAGGCCAACAAGGUGGCAGCCGGGGUGAAGAAGUACGACCUGAGCAAGUGGAAGUACGCUGAGCUGCGAGACGCCAUCAACACCUCCUGUGAUAUAGAGUUGCUGGCGGCGUGCCGAGAAGAAUUUCAUCGUCGUCUGAAGGUGUACCAUGCCUGGAAAUCAAAGAACAAGAAGCAAAAUACAGACACCGAGAUGAGGGCUCCCAAAUCGGUCACUGACUAUGCCCAACAGAACCCCGCUCCACCCGUCCCAGCCCGGCAGCAAGAGAUCGCAAUGAACCGACAGCAACGUUACUUCCGCAUUCCCUUCAUACGACCCGCGGACCAGUACAAAGACCCCCAGAACAAGAAAAAAGGCUGGUGGUACGCUCACUUUGAUGGGCCCUGGAUCGCCAGGCAGAUGGAGCUUCAUCCAGACAAGCAGCCGAUCCUCUUGGUAGCAGGUAAGGACGACAUGGAAAUGUGCGAGCUGAGUCUGGAGGAGACCGGGCUAACGCGAAAACGUGGAGCGGAGAUCCUCCCGCGCCAGUUUGAGGAGAUCUGGGAGCGCUGUGGCGGAAUCCAGUACCUGAGGAACGCCAUCGAAAGCAAGCAGGCCCGACCCACCUACGCGACCGCCAUGCUCCAGAACCUUCUCAAGUGAACACCGACCGUUUCUCCUCUUGGUUUACGUUAUCUAAGCACGUGUAGAUGUAGACAGUAAAGUGGUGUAGCUAAAACAAAAGGCUGUACAACUCUAGUGGAAGCAAAUGCUGUCUAAUUGACUUUUUGUUUGUAGUUUGUUCUUCAUUUUGCUGUGAACUUAGAAAUCUGAACUUAGAAAUCUUCAUACAAAUCUGAGCCUUGCUUGAACCUGUUGCUCAGAGAUGCCUUAAGAUUUUCAGACAUAAUUCAUAAUUCAAAGAGAUGUUAUUGAAAUAUCACACCCAUGUAAACCUGCUCAUAAAUCUAAAAUACACUAGGUGUAAUCUUUAUAAAAGGACAUUUCAGUGUGUAGUGAUAGACAGUUCUUUAAAACUACACAACAUAGUAUCAUAAUCAUUGUAUCAAUAUCAUAGUAUCACAACAAUAAACACAACACUCAUGCCUUUGUACUCUUUCAGUCGCUUUAUUGGUAAGGUGAUGCGUGUCAUUUGUUGCAUGUUAAAAUACAAUAACCAAAAGGCAUUCCCCUAAAAAUGGCAUUUUAAAAUUGCUUUUGACCAAUGGCAUGGGUUUAGGGGCGGGACUAUCUGUUCAUUUGACAAAUAGCAACUGGAGGCAGUGUUCAUGCCUUUUUUCGCAGUUCCAUUAGCUAGUGCCGCAGAAAUGACACACUUCAACUUUUAAAAUAAAAUUCUCAUAAGACUUAAAUGGUCAUUAUUGUGGAGAAACAUUUAAUAUUUUAAUACACUGAAUAACUAUUCAAAGUAUCUUUAAUCUAAUCAGAUGAUGGUGGUAAAGGUUAAUGAGAAACAUGCACUGGAAUAUCAUUAGGUUGUAAAUGUGGUAAUAAUGGCAGUGUUGUUCCAAAACAUACACCAUCUGAAAGUGCCUUUACAUAUAUUUGAUAAUGAAUUUUAUAGAUGCACUUAAAAGCAGCUUCAGUUCAUUAAAAGGGGAUAGUCACUGCUGUCGUGCAUGGUUUUGCGCAGCAAUUUUGUACUUAAAUCAUGGUGAUAUGCUAAAGGGCAUAUUCAUUUCUGUUCAGUGAAGUGAUAAUGGCACCUUUAAUGAUUUGCUGUGAAUUUUCUCGGCGUGUGUGGUAGAUUUCUCUCAUUUUUACAUUUAUGUACCAACUCAAGGAAAUAAUUAGUUUAAAUGAGCUUGUACUCUGGAAUGUCUCGUUAUGCACUCCUCUGACCCUUUCCUAUCUCUCAUUUGCCCGAAGAACGGAAGCAAUGGAAACAGCAAUGACAUUCUAAACAUUCUGCAAACUUGGUACAGACCAAAUUGCUGCAUUUGAUCAAUUUGCUGUCAUUAUCCAGACUUUGUUUAUUCAUAUGCUAAUGUUUUUCUCCAUUGAGCCCUUUCCAAAUAAAAACGUGUCAUCUCAAACUGUCUGUUUAUCCAUAUUAUAAUUGUUAAUGAUUUGUUUCUUGACUGUCGUUUAUCUUUGAUGUGUCUGGGUUAAAUAUACUCUGAUUUUCUUAUUUUUGACUGGGCACUGUUACUCUGAUCACUUUGCUAGACCAAAAUACAGGUGCAUCUCAAUA